AUGUCGGGGCGAUGCGCCUUCGCAUACCAGCGCCACAAGCAGCAAUGUAUUCAAACAUGUCUACACUGCGAUUUAGCCUCCAUGUGCUACCGCACGGCGCGAACAAUUACGAGACUGUUCCCUGUCUGCGCCCGCGGAGCUGCGGAGGACAUUAAUUGCCGAACGGCAUGCAUCGAGGCAGUGAGUCAGACGGCUCAGUGUGCCAGGCGUCAGUCGUACACGUCCGAUGCAUGCAAAGCGAAACUCCACUACUGGCGGUAUGUGCCGCUCGAAGCAGUCGCCAAGUGUGCCAGCGAUGGCUCCACCAUCCCUGACAAAUUAAUAAUGUUCAACAACAACAACAACAACAACAACAACGCCACAACUGGAGGCGGUCGGCGCGAAGAGCCCGCACACUUGCGUGGCUCGCUCCCGUUGUGCCAACGAUGGCUCCACCAUCAUUGA
Prorocentrum cordatum is the source of this 444-nucleotide messenger RNA. The record is from the annotation of a GenBank genome assembly. Lineage: Eukaryota; Dinophyceae; Prorocentrales; Prorocentraceae.